AUGACCGGGCUGCUGCAGGGGCCGCCGGGGCUCCUCCACGUCCUGCUCCUGUGGCUGCUACCCUGGGCGCCCCGGGCCGAGCCCGCGCGGUCCCGAGCGCCGCCGCCCUGCCCCGCCGUGUGCGAGCCCACGCGCUGCCCGCCUCUGCCCACCUGCUCGGCAGGGGCGGCGCCGGUGCUGGACGGCUGCGGCUGCUGCCGCGUGUGCCCGGCGGCCGAGGGCGAGGCGUGCGGCGGGGCGCGGGGCCGGCCGUGCGGUCCGGGGCUGCAGUGCGGUGCGGACGGCGCCCAGGGACCCGCCACCUGCGGCUGCCCCGCGACGGGCGCGUCGGUGUGCGGCAGCGACGGGCGCACCUACCGCAGCUUGUGCGCGCUGCGGGCCGAGAACCGCGCCGCGCGCCUCCGGGGAGCGCCGCCUGCCGUGCCCGUGCAGAGGGGCCGCUGUGCCCAGCCCGGCACCCGGAGCGCUGGCCGGCUGCGCAGCAAGUUCAAUUUCAUCGCCGCGGUGGUGGAGAAGGUGGCGCCGUCUGUGGUUCACCUGCAGCUGUUCCGCAGGUCACCACUCAGUGGCAAGAACAUUCCUGUGUCCAGUGGCUCCGGAUUCAUAAUAUCUGAGGAUGGGCUCAUUGUCACCAACGCACACGUCCUCACCAACCGACAGCGCAUCCAGGUGGAGCUUCAGAGCGGUGCCCAGUAUGAAGCCACAGUCAAGGAUAUUGACCAUAAAUUGGACCUUGCGCUGAUCAAGAUUGAGCCAAAAACUGAACUUCCUGUACUGCUGCUAGGGAGCUCGUCUGACCUUCGGGCUGGAGAAUUUGUGGUGGCCUUGGGCAGCCCGUUUUCUCUGCAGAACACAGUGACUGCAGGAAUUGUCAGCACUACACAGCGUGGAGGCAAAGAGCUGGGGCUGAAGGAUUCGGACAUGGACUAUAUCCAGACUGAUGCCAUCAUUAAUCACGGGAAUUCUGGGGGGCCUCUGGUGAACCUGGAUGGUGAUGUGAUUGGCAUAAACACACUGAAGGUGACUGCAGGAAUCUCCUUUGCAAUUCCUUCUGAUAGAAUUAGGCAGUUCCUGGCAGAAUACCAUGAGCGCCAGAUAAAAGGAAAGGCUUUUUCACAGAGAAAAUAUCUGGGUCUGCGGAUGCUGCCUCUGACUAUGAACCUUCUUCAAGACAUGAAAAGGCAAGAUCCAAAUUUCCCUGAUGUGAGUUCUGGGGUUUUUGUAUAUGAAGUAAUUCAAGGAACAGCUGCUGAAAGCUCUGGGUUGAGAGACCAUGAUGUAAUAGUCAGCAUAAACGGGCAGCCUGUCACCACUACAACCGACGUUACAGAAGCUGUUAAGAACAACGAUUUCCUUUCCAUUGUGGUUCGUCGGGGAAGUCAAACUUUGAUCCUGACAGUUGCACCUGAGAUAAUUGAUUAAGUAUCUUGCUUUAACGAGAAACCAAAGCUGUAUUACCUGGUUUGUAUUGAAGAUAUGCCAAAGAUAAGGGUUUUAAGAUCUCUUAAAAAGGGAAAAAUGAAUGCUUUAAAACACAUCUUUAGGGAUCAUUUGGUCAGGGGUGCUACAACUAACACAAGGAGCCCAUGGUGCCAUAGAAGCUGGAUUUGUUGUUUGGUUUUUGGGCCACACUUGGUGGUGCUCAGGGCUUUGCACUGACAGGCUCAGGGGACCAUAUGGAGUGCUGAGGGUCAAAUUUAGGUCUGCCACAUGGGAGGCAAGUGCCUUACCUGCUGUACUAUCUCUCUGCCUCUUUUUUUUUUUUUUUUUGGUGCUGGAGAUCAGUCAAACCCAAGACUUCACACUUUUCAGACAUGUACUCUCUGCUCAGCCACACCAGGUAGAGUUUCUAAUUUAACCCCGAGAAGACCAUUUUAUUAUUUUAAAAUAUCUGUAUAGCUACAAACUAGAUAAAAUGCAAAUAUUCACACGAAUGUAUCUACCUACCAAAUAAUAGAAACCUGAAUCCAGAAAUUAAAAGAAACUUAAAAAAAAAAAAAGUCCUACUUUACUCAAUUAGACUUUUACGUUGAAUUGCAUUUGGCCAGAAUUUUUAUGUGUAGAGAAUAGAUUUCAUGUAGAAGUUGAAGUAAAACUGACAAAUGUGGAUUGCCACUGAGAAAUUUAAAAAAUUCUCUAGCAUUCUAGAGAGGAACUUAGUCUCAACAGUCUUCUAUGAUAGGUUUUUCACAUAAAAUAAGUAUUUUGAUAACUUUGGCCUUUUGUUUAUGGGCCAAUGUGGCAAUGUUCAGGGGUUACUCUGGACUUUGCACUCAGGAACCCCUCCUGGCAGUGCUCAGGCAGCCUAAUGGGAUGCCAGGGAUUGAUCCAGAGUCAGUCAAGUGCAAGGCACUGAACUAUCUCUAGGCCCAAUAACAUUGAUUUUUAUCUUUUUACUUGUCAUUCCUCUUGGCACUAUUGAUAAUUUAAAGUCUGAAAGCUGCCAAAGGCUUUCCUCUUUUUAAAGAAAUGGCUUUUGAGAUGCUUGUGAAUAUCCUUAAGGAGACUUUAAAAAGAAGCAUGAGAUGAGGAGGAGGUUGUUGCUUAAUGCAGUUUUUUAGCUGGGAACCAUAUGACCCCACUGAGUUCCCAAGAUAGUCCAAGGGAUUCUUGGGUAAAAACUACAUGAUUUGGGGACCCAUGUCACAAGACCAUGGGAACCAGGACCACCCGGCACGACAGACAUGGAGGGUACAGGAAGAAAAGAAGCUUAAAAGGGGUCAUGAUCUGAAAAUGGUUGAGAAACACUGGUUAAAGCAUUAACUUCUACUUGAGUAGUAUUAAAAUUCCAAUAUUCAGUUUUUCAGAAGUUUUGCUUAGAAAUGAAUCAAAAGUUUUAAAACAUGUGGCAUCUUUAAAACCUCUUCAGUUCUAUGUGAGAUUUCAUGUACGUGUACAUUUCUUUCGGGGGAGAGUCCAGUUUCCUCAUGACCCACAAUAAUUUUCAAACUACUUUUUAGAUGUGGAGAUAGUGCAAACAGUAGGUACAUGCCCAGCACGUGUAAGGCCCUGAGUCUGGCCCCUAGAAGCCGCGGUGUGGCCCUGGUGGCAAGUAUGUUCUGAGGGGCAUUUGAGCGCCAUGAGGCCAAGCGCUGCUGGUCUCCCUUCCCCAGGGAGUUCCCUGUUAAAAAAAAUACUUUUUUUGAGCAAAGGUAAAUAAGAAUGUACUAUUUCAAGGUCUACCAAUUAUGCGUAAGGAUACAUUCAAUGUGGUAUAUAGAACUUUGUGGUACAGAAGACAAAAUAUAUAUAUAUAUAUACUUAGAAUAUUUAAUUAUACACAAUUACCACCACUUAAUAUAAGUCAUAUUAAUCAGGGAUGAUAAAGCUGAAAUUCUUAGGGAAGCUGUGCAACAACAUUAGGCAUAUUCAAGAGUUAUUCUGAUGUGACUGUUGGUCUUUGUAUCAGCUGUGAUGAGUCUUGGGCUGGGGAAGACAGUGCAAAGGGCUGGAGUGCAAGCUUUGUAUGUAAGAGCCCUGAGUUUGGUCCCCAGCACCAAAAAGUGUCUCCUACUACUCAGUACUUCUGGACAUGAGCACUUCUGGGUAGGCCCCCAAAUAAAAAUCAGUUAUGAUGAAUUUUUGUGCAGUUUUGCCUUAUUAUUUCUAGACUUUGUUAUUCUAACAAGUUCUUAGAUUGCCCACGAAGUGUCCUUUAACUUGAUAUGUACUCAUUUCAAUACACAUGGCAAAAGAUGGAGACUAAGUUUUUAAAAUAACUUACUUAAACUUUAGAAUAUUUCCUUUCAUUCCCAGUGAUUUGGGAAUGUGAACGCUUGGAUGUAUCUCUCUUCCUGUGACCAACUGAUACAGCCCACAGUGAAGCUUUUGGUAUGAUUACUUUUUGACAGGAUGUGUUCAAUUUUCCUUUGCCCCCAUAAAUAACAUCCUAACUCUACCUGGAACUCAAUAAUUAUAUCUUUUAAUAAAUGUCUAUUUUUAUUUCCAAGGAUAAGAGGCUUCUUAUAUUAUCCCACUGUGAAAAUGAUUCUACAGUUACUUACAUGAAAUGUAUCUAAACUUAUAAAUACUAAAUUUUAGGUGGAAUAAUUCUACCUAAAUCAACCCAGACAUGUUUGAUGCUGUUGGCUUUAAAAACAUAAUUGGAAUGAAGAAAUGAAUGUACUGGGGCUGGAGCAAUAGCAUAGCAGGUAGGGUGUUUGCCUUGCACGCGGCCGACCCGAGUUCGAUUCCCAGCAUCCCAUAUAGUCCCCUGAGCACUGCCAGGAGUAAUUGCUGAGUGCAGAGCCAGGAGUAACCCCUGUGCAUCGCCAGGUGUGACCCCCCAAAAAAAAGAAAAA
Molecule: messenger RNA, 4301 nt
Organism: Sorex araneus (European shrew)
Lineage: Eukaryota; Metazoa; Chordata; Mammalia; Eulipotyphla; Soricidae
Gene: HTRA4
Product: HtrA serine peptidase 4
Exons: 9
Coding region: 1-1422 (473 amino acids)
Biological process (GO): positive regulation of apoptotic process; programmed cell death; proteolysis
Cellular component (GO): extracellular region
Molecular function (GO): serine-type endopeptidase activity; protein binding
Source: RefSeq, a predicted model, not a curated record